Molecule: messenger RNA, 741 nt
Organism: Agelaius phoeniceus (red-winged blackbird)
Lineage: Eukaryota; Metazoa; Chordata; Aves; Passeriformes; Icteridae
Gene: HSCB
Product: HscB mitochondrial iron-sulfur cluster cochaperone
Biological process (GO): protein complex oligomerization; [2Fe-2S] cluster assembly
Cellular component (GO): mitochondrion
Molecular function (GO): protein-folding chaperone binding; ATPase activator activity
Source: RefSeq, a predicted model, not a curated record
AUGCGGGCGGUGCUGCGGGCGCGGCUCGGGUGGGCGCGCCUGGCGCUCCGUGGGGCCGCGCUGGGCCGCGCCCCGGGGCCGCCGUGCUGGAGCUGCGGCGCUCCGCUCCCCAGCAGCGAUGGGCCGCCCCACUUCUGCCCCGGCUGCCAGGCUCUGCAGCCGCCGGCGCCGCGGCCUGACCUUUUCCGCCUGAUGGACUGCGACCGCUCCUUCCGCAUCGACCCGGGGCAGCUGCAGCGGCGGUUCCGGAGCCUGCAGCGCGCCGUGCACCCCGACCGCUUCGGCAAGAGGCCGCCGAAAGAGCAGUACUACUCUGAGCAACACUCUUCCCUGAUCAACAAGGCCUACCAGACUCUGCUGAACCCUCUGAGCCGAGGCCUCUAUCUACUGGAGCUGAGUGGAGUGGAGCCAGCAAAAGAGACAGACUGUGAUGGAGACUCAGCGUUCCUUAUGGAAAUCAUGGAAAUUAAUGAGAAAUUAGCAGAGUCCAAAAACAAGGAUAACCUUGAAGAAGUUGAAACUUCAAUUAAAGUUAAACAAGAAGAACUGACCAGAGAGGUGACUGCAGCUUUUGAAAGAGAUGAUCUUCAAGAAGCCAAGAAGCUGCUAGGAAAAAUGAAGUAUUUUGCCAACUUAGAAGAUAAAUUAAAGGCCAAGAAGAUCCCUUCCUGAUGUUGCCUUCUUAGCUAUUAAAAGUUAGUGUUAUUUUCAAUUAAACAAAUGGUUUUAUUAGCAAAAUCA